Molecule: messenger RNA, 360 nt
Organism: Exophiala spinifera
Lineage: Eukaryota; Fungi; Ascomycota; Eurotiomycetes; Chaetothyriales; Herpotrichiellaceae
Exons: 2
Coding region: 1-360 (119 amino acids)
Source: RefSeq, a predicted model, not a curated record
AUGUCGAGCAUCGAGGUCAAAGAUUCCGACAUUGCGGUCCUCAUUGCUGCUAUUCAGAGCUCGAUUGGGCCAAUCCAGGUUGAUGCCGAAAAGGUCGCAAAGCAACUUGGCAUGAGCCUGUCCAGCAUCCCUCCCAAGUUCACGGCGAUUCGCAAACGCUACAACAUCGACAUCAAGGUCGUCAACUCUGGCGCUCUCCAGAAGAAAAAACCGAAUAGCCCCAAAAAAAGACAGUCUGGCGCUGGUGACCACGAGGUCAGACGCCUCAAGUCUGAGGCUCAAGAUGUCGGCCAGAGCCAGCACGGUGGUUUGCUUCUGGAGCAAUACGCACAGCCAAAUUUCCACCAGGGCCAAAUGUGA